Molecule: messenger RNA, 455 nt
Organism: Canariomyces notabilis
Lineage: Eukaryota; Fungi; Ascomycota; Sordariomycetes; Sordariales; Chaetomiaceae
Exons: 1
Coding region: 79-309 (76 amino acids)
Source: RefSeq, a predicted model, not a curated record
GUGAGGGUAUCACGUACAGUACAGUACAGUAACUCCAGGUAUUGACAUCAAGUAACGUUACAAAGGGUUUCGUAACGGAUGUUGCUCAGGGCGCCUUCCCCUUUUAGGCAUCAUUCUUCAAUGCAAGGUCUCUCCCUCUCCACAGUCCACACUAUCGGGUUCACUUCGCUCCUUCUUCAAUUGCCCAGGCAGCCCUUUCAAAUACCUACCUUACCUACCUUACCUACAUUACAACUCCAUCAACCUCACCAAGGGUCAGGAUCCUUUAAACCCAGCUCCCCCGAAGCAGACAUCACCUUUUUUUCCUAGCCGCCUACGAAGUACCUUCUACGCAAUAUACGGCCGCUUAGUGGGAAUCCUGGCAAUCCUUUCCUACCACUCUCUCUUCGUCCCUAACCUUGAAGAGACCUUCAUCGCCGCUCAGCGGCACUCCAUCCCUGCAUGCAGUAGCUCAG